Monascus purpureus is the source of this 1809-nucleotide messenger RNA. NCBI's taxonomy places the organism in Eukaryota, Fungi, Ascomycota, Eurotiomycetes, Eurotiales, Aspergillaceae. The record is from the annotation of a GenBank genome assembly.
UAUAAGUUCUGUUAAAGGUCUCCUAUACGAGCUAUAGAUUACCUGCUGUCCAAGUAGGUGUUUAUCCAACUCCUGUUCACCUGAUUGCCCCCCCUAACACCAGAUAGAAAACUUGGUCGACCAAGACCAACCUCCACUUCGUAUACUCUUCUCUUCUAUUUCACCAGCCAUGACCUUCACCAGAUGCAUCUCACGGUCGAUAGAAAGCGCCCAGCAGCCAGUUCUGCACGUUGAAGUGCGUGUCAAGCGUAACGACGGAGUCAUUGUCCGUACUGACCUAGUAUGUCUGUCCCUCCUCGUGUCUCAACUCCAUUUAUAUAUAUCAUCUUUGAUGCUGAGUUAUAAAUAAGAUCAGGGACGAGGUUACCCAGUGGCUUAUCGAUAAUUUUGUAGUCCUCAACCUCGGACAGGAGAUCAACGCGUUUGGUAUCACCACUAUUGUAUUGGAUCCUUUUGCGCGCCUGAAUCUAACACGGAACAGAUGGCCUCAAAGAUCCACAUGCUCAAGCCCUGGAGUCCAUUCUAGUCACAGAAUGUACUGGAGGCAAUCUCGAGUCAGGAGCAUAUCGCCUUCAGAACAUCGAACUUGACGUUCAGGCAUACCAGCUUCGGGGACUGGCCGAGCAGGGAAGCUCUCAACAGACCCAGCAUCUGGAUGACCACACUGAGAAUGGUGAUGAUGUACCCAGAGCAAAAGUGCUGACACUACCAAAUGAGGAGCUGGAUGGACUUUGGGAGUCCCUUCAGUUCGACCAGCCGAUUCACUGCACACUGCUCCGAGCCAUAAGCAGAAUGGUAUCACUUUCGUCUCGGAAACUGAACAGAUGGUCAAUCAACUGGAACAGAUUGGUACUCCUAUGGGGACCUCCAGGCACUGGGAAAACAAGCCUAUGGUGAGUACAGUGAGCACUAUCCUUCACAUAGUGUGCUAAUCAACGCGAGUAGUCGGGGACUUGCUCAGAAACUUGCGAUACGCCUUGGCAAAUACUAUCCGCAAAGCAAGUUGGUCGAGAUCAACGCACACUCGCUUGGAAGCAAGUUUUUCAGUGAAAGUGGAAAGCUGGUUGGGAAGAUGUUUGAGAGCAUCGAAUCGAUCCUUGAGGAAGAAGAAGACACUUUCGUGUGUGUGUUCGUGGAUGAGAUUGAGACACUUGCAGCGCGGAGGGAACAGAUGAUAAGUGGAAGCGAGCCAUUCGAUGCCGUACGUGCUGUCAAUGCUCUGCUCACAGGACUGGAUCGACUGAGACGCUAUCCGAACAUCGUCGUUGUCUGUACGAGCAACCUAGUCGGGGCGCUGGUAGGUGCUGCUUUCAGAAACUCGUCUUCUCCAGCAUUGACAUGUUCUCUCCAGGACGCAGCUUUUCUCGACAGAGUUGAUAUCAAGCAGUUUAUGCCUCAUCUAUCCGUAAAGGUGAUCUAUGGUAUCUACAAGGACUGUCUAGAGGAAUUGAGUCGAUCCGGGAUCAUUGAGGGAGCCUCAUUUGAUGUCGUCCAACUCAACCCGGAGGAUCCGCAGACACCACUGCAGUAUGUGGAAAAGCCGAUGGAGUAUUUGAUGCUUCCAACGUUCGAGGAGAUGCUGCUUAACUACCAAAUGUUCCCCGCGGCUGUUCCGAAGAAGCUGGCAGAUUUGGCUAAAGAGAGUGAGGGUCUCAGUGGCCGGACACUCCGGCGGCUGCCAGCGUUGUCUUUAGUACUGUACACGCAUUGCACCCUGUGCAGUGUUAGCAAGGCGUUGGAGGCACUGGGGGCAGGGAUAGCGGCGGAAGGGCAGGCAAGGGCAGGAGAGCCAGGACGAGCAUGACUGUA